CAACAAGCUUGUUCAAUUGUGUAACUUGAUCAAGCUUAUAAAAAACUAAAAUGUGUUUUUCAGCUUUAGUAUUAACAUUUUAGAUAUAACAGCUGAUCAUUUGUAAUGUUAAAAGUAUGUGUUAAAUUUAGCAACACUUACUGAUGGAGCUGCAUUUUGCAGCUUAAUAAACAAUUGACACCACAAGGUAAAAGUAAAUCCAAUACAAUUAUUUUAUCUUGCUCAGACUUUGCACACAGGACCAGUUAAAUUAACGUUUUUAGUAAAAUACUGAUAAUCAAAAUGUUCAGAUAACAAUAUUCUGUUCUAAAUCACAAUUUGAUUGAUUAUAAAAUGUGACGGCGGGUUCUGAGGGGCUCACAAACAAACAUGUUACGUUGUAUUUUGCUGAGAACAGUCGUGUGCUUAUGACUUUUCUUCCUGUUCAAGUUAAUUUACAGGAAACUAUCAGUAACAUACAUACUGUAUAUAUAAGGAAUCGACAUGUCUGUGGGAUAAAGUGUCUUUACAAUAAUAUAAAACCAAACUGUCUGAAAGAAGAGGGGAAGGUUUUAAAUGUGUUUGUGGCUCGCUCUCAUGUUGUGAACAUUUCCUGAACUUGAAUCAUAACCUCAUGUAUCUCUGUCCGUUUACCACCUGUUCACUCCGACUGUAAACUGACCUGGGGAAGAGGGAAAGGGAGCGAUGGAGAGCAGCUAAAGUAGUUGGUGUGUACCUGACCAGCACUGGCCAUGCAUCAUUCAUGGACAUGCAUCAUUGAUGGUGUCCGCUGCCCGCAGCUUAGAGCCAUACAGUCCCCUCUUCAUUCAACCCCCGAGGCCUGCAGGCGGUCAGAUGAUCGGUCCAGGUGCGACUCACACUCGGACACCCAUGAGUGGCACAGCUGGAGAUGCACCUCCCACCGCCGUGAUCGGCCUUGGUUUGGACAUUGGUGGACCCUGUCAUGUCCAGAAGAGUGGGACUCUGGUUCGGACUUGUCUGCUCACCAGCUCUGUGCACCCACCGCCACCAGCGGGAGGAGGAAACCGGGGCAGCAGAGCUCCUCUGAGGCUGCCGUCUCUGAAAGCAUCAGCCAGGGGGCGAGGCAGGAGAGGCAGCAUGGCUCGUCUCAGCCUCAGUGAACCAUCUCUGCUCACGCUCAAUGAGAACAUCCACUUUGAUGGAUUCUCCAACAUCCAGUGGCCCGGUGUUUUACAAAAGCGACAUCCUCCACCUCCUCCAACGUUCUCCAAGUCACCAGGACUGCUCUCCUCUAAGACCUGGCAUCCACCACUAUCCAGCAGCCAGAACUGCAGCAGCAGACCUACAUCCACUUACAUCCACUUCUCCCAGGCCAUUCAGCCCAGCACCAGGUCACGACGUCACUCCCACAACCGGACCCUGAGUGUGGACACAGCAACGCAGCUGCGUGACUUCUCAUCUCAGAGGGAGCUUCUGUCUGUCAUAGGGAAGCCAUGUCUUCCUAGCUGCAGUCAACGUUCAGCUCCAGGUCCAGCUCCAGGUCCAGCACCAGGUCCAGCUGCUGGUCCAGGUCGCACUCAGCUCCAUGUGUUUCUGCCCACAGAGGUGGAAGGAGAGGAGGUGGACAGUGAGUCUGUGGAUGAAGGUUUCAUGGAUGAGCUGGACAGUAAGAUAACCUCUCUGAAGCUCCAGUAGGGGGCACCAAAGACUCUCACACACCACUGAUAGGUUUACCACCUGCUGUUGUUGUUGUAUGUGGACAGAUGUAGCAUAUGUUCAAAAGAAGAGAAACCACACUGCUGCAGCAAACUGUGAUGUUAAAGCAUGUUUCUGGCUCUGUGGACACUGGUUGUGUGAAAGAACCCUGACAUGAAUCUGAUCUGGGUCUCAUCAGUGUUGGACCUCACCAUUGUUCUUCAAUGAAGGAACAAAUCCCUGCAGUCAGGUUUCCCAAAAUCUGCUGACACAAACAUCAGAGAGUAGCAGAGGUUGUUGCAGUCACAUGUUUUUGAAAUGAGCUACUGACGACGUAUAUAUAUAUGUAUGUAUGUAU
This is a messenger RNA of Solea senegalensis (Senegalese sole), 2014 nucleotides long. RefSeq lists its product as uncharacterized. The record is from RefSeq and is a predicted model, not a curated record. NCBI's taxonomy places the organism in Eukaryota, Metazoa, Chordata, Actinopteri, Pleuronectiformes, Soleidae. The transcript has 3 exons. The coding region runs from base 760 to 1656 and encodes 298 amino acids.